UCUUCUUUUCAUUCUCAAAAUAUGCUCUACGAUCCAUCACUUCCAUUUACUGCGGCUUAUCGUCUAUUUCGAGAACAGACAAUCAAGCAUAGUCCAUUUACUGCUGGCUGCCAUGCCUUUCUCAAGUACGAUGACACAAAGGAAGCCACGAUCCGAUUAUUAAUAUUGUAUAUAUUAUACGCACUUUAUGCGGACACAACACUCGAACGAAACCCAUUUCUCACAUUCUUUUUGGAAUUCGUGUCGGGUGAUAAUCAGCGUGGCAACGCUCUUGAACAACAAUUUGUCUAUUGCAUCUUGGGAGGUUCCAUUGUCAAAAUCAAGGAACGAACACCACGACAAGUGUGUGAUAAUACAUCGGAAACAUUACCAAAGCCUAACACGAGUGUCCAGCGCGUGAAUGAAUUGAAAAAGAGCGUUGCUUUAUUGAUAGGUGAUCCGUUAACACUAUUUGGAUCAAUCAAAGAUGGCGGUCAAGAGAUCAUUGGGCAACACCAACGAACAAACAAGUCUCAGCAGCAGCAGCAGCAAGAACAGCAAGAACAGCACUUGGAUCCAGAGGCACUUGCCCAAGUUACCUACUUGAUGCGUGAUGCUUGCCUAAGGACUUUAAGGAUACCCGAACAGCAGUUUGUGCAAAAUGCUUUCAAAUACCAUGCAAAAACUGUUGUCACAAGCUGUGGAUUAUCACCAGAAAAACUACGAGAUCUCGUGGAAACAAAUCAUAUUCUAGCAAUGGAUGUAGUGCCUUCAUUUCUUGAGCAGGUUACCGGUGACAAAGAAUAUUUGUAUGCACUUGCCAAAGUGCCAGUCGGUAAUAGUAGUGUGGAAUUGGUGUAUCAUUUACUCACGUCGGGUCGAACACUUGGCGAUGAUUUCAUACACAUGUACAUUUCCAACAGUAUUCGUACAUGUGAGUUGUACGAAGAAGGUCCACGUAAAGACAAGCAUGUCCGCUUGGUGGCCAAGUUUAUCCAGUCUUUAUUGGAAAGAGGCACUAUCUCCAUUGCCGAAUACCUCAUUGAAAUCCAAUCCUUCUGCGUCGGAUACUUUCGAUUCAAAGGCGUCGCCACGCUCUUCCAAUUGGCAUCCAGCGAAGCACAGCGAAUGGGAUUUCAAGUGGAUCGACAGCAGCAACAACAACAACAGCAGCAGCAGCAGCAGAAGCAGCAGAAGCAACAAGAAGUGGCAAUAUGAAAAGAAGAGAAAGAGAGAGAGAGGAGAGGGG
This is a messenger RNA of Zychaea mexicana, 1228 nucleotides long. RefSeq lists its product as uncharacterized. NCBI's taxonomy places the organism in Eukaryota, Fungi, Mucoromycota, Mucoromycetes, Mucorales, Lichtheimiaceae. Gene Ontology annotation, biological process: mRNA catabolic process; negative regulation of translation. The record is from RefSeq and is a predicted model, not a curated record. Bases 22 to 1197 code for a protein of 391 amino acids. The transcript has 8 exons. Gene Ontology annotation, cellular component: CCR4-NOT complex.